CUAUUUUCGGCUUCGACUGUUUACCAUUUUCGGCUGCUCCUUUGAAUUUGUUUAUUAAUCGAACAUUAACUGGAAGCUGUUUAAACACCCAUACUAUUGGGAAAAAUGUCGAACGCACAGCGUUCCUUCGUGCAGAAGGUUUCCAAGCAGUCGGCGGCCGAUGUACGGAAAAAUGUUUCGAGCUGCCACAAGACAGGAACUAAGCCCCUGGACACCUCGCUGUGCUCCACGACGGUUUCGCCCACGGAGCCUCUGGACUACGAGGAGUUCCUGGCCCAGCACGCCAACAUCAUCCACCGCGACCCUCUGAAGCACAUAUUGGACUUUCCCCAGGGAGAUGUUACGGUCAAAAUCAUCCCCCGUAAGAUCCGAACCGUGGACCACAUUGUGCCCACCGAGAACUUAAGCGAAUUGCCACAACACGUUCAGGAGUGUGUCAACUACUACACGCGUCCCUGGAAGGUAGUGGAGUAUGCCCAGCGCCACCUCUCCAGCUCGUGCUUCAUCCGCGAGCGCAUCGACCGGGGCACCGUCAGCCCCUCCGCCUACCAGCAGGAGUUCGAGAUUGACAAGGACUUUGCCUCCUUCGAGGAGACGUUCGCCUACAAGAGCGAGAGCUGCACUCCCAGUUCCCGCCAGUCGAUCGCUAGCCUGGCCUCGGUUAGCUCCUGCACAGACACCCUGACGCCGCGCGGCUCCUGGGCCAGCUUUGACCUGCGCCGCUCAGUCAACGACCCCCUCAUUCCAAACCUGCUGGACAAUGUGCCGCCGGAGCAAGUCGACCAGACCAAUGAGGCACGGAGGCAGCAGGACCGGCAAGUAGCUCUCUUCUCGCUGUACCCAGAGUCGGAGAUCGAGGAGAGUAUUGAAAGAAGGCUUCUGGCCGAGAUUCCCAUGGAGCACAUGGGUCAUCGCAUCCAGGUGAAGUGCCUGCAGCUCAGACUGGAGCUCGAGGUGGAACCUAUCUUUGCCUCCAUGGCCAUUUACGACGCAAAGGAGCGCCAGAAGUUGUCCGAGAACUUCUAUUUCGACAUGAACUCGGAUAGUCUCAAGCGAAUGCUCUCUAGUCAUGUCCAGUGCUCCGACAUCAGCACGCAGAGCCACUCGGCCAUAUUCGAGAUCUCCUAUCCGAGCAACGACCUCUUCCUGGUGAUUCGCCUGGAGAAGGUGCUGCAGGGCGACAUCAACAACUCGGUGGAGCCCUACCUGAAGGAGGACAAGGACAAGUACAGGGAAAAGGUCAAGUCCAAUGCGGCCGACUACUGCGAGCGACUGGGAAAGUAUCGAAUGCCGUUUGCAUGGACGGGAAUCUACCUCACCAAUGUCUUCAACGGCGAGAGCUUCGAGGGAAAGGAACCGGAACGCGACUCCUCGGCCGGCGGGUCUGGCGUCGGUGGGGGAAGUGGCAUGUGCUCGGCCCCCAGCUCCAACAGCUUGGACCGAAAGUCCUCCACCAGCAGCUUCGACCAGCUCCGGCGCAAGGCCAACGACAUGAGCGGGACGUUGACGCGACGCGGCUCCCUGGAGCGAAAGGAGAAGCGCCGCUCCUGGUCGCCUGAUGACUUCGCCAACGUUGUGGAAAACUUUCGUCCCAUAACCAUAACCGUUCCAAGCUUCUUCAAGCAAGAGGCCGAUAAGAUGAAGGACGAGGACUUGUUCAAGAUUCUGCCGGAGCUGAAGCGCCCCAGCUCGGUGGCCAAGAAGUACAAGUGCAUUCCCGGCUCCAUCAAGCUGGAAAUAUCUCCCUGCGUUGAGGACGCAAAGAACGCCCUGACUCCAGAGCUGGCGAAAAUAAAUCCCCAAAGCGGCGAGAACGUACGCCCAGUGAAGGAGAUCUUGGAGUUUCCCCAAUCCGCCAUCUACAAUCCACACUACACCUACCGCAACCUGCUCUUUGUGUCUCCCAAGGAGCUGAAUUUCUCCUCCCGUGCCGGGUCCGCCCGCAACAUCGCCGUUCGCGUCCAACUUAUGGCCGGGGAGACGCCCAAGGAUGCCGUGAACGCCAUUUACGGCAAGUCCUCCUGUCCGAAAUUCUCGACCGAGGCCUUCACGGCAGUCAACUACCACAACAAAUGCCCUUCGUUCUACGACGAGAUCAAGAUCGCCCUGCCGGCGUCGAUAAAGCAGCACCACCACCUCCUUUUCACAAUCUACCAUGUGUCCUGCCAGAAGAAACCCCAGGACCUGCAGCCCUCUGUGGAGACGCCGGUGGGCUACACGUGGCUGCCUCUCCUGGAGGACGGGAAGCUUAAGGUGGGAGAGUUUAACCUGCCCGUCAUGGUCGAGGCGCCUCCUGAAAACUACUCCUUCAUUCCGCCGAACGUCCACUUGCCGGGCAUUAAGUGGCUGGACAACCACCGCGCUGUCUUCGCUAUCAACGUGGAGGCGGUGACGGCCGUGCACACGCUGGAUGCCUACUUGGAUCGGUUCUUUCUGCUGUGUGAGUAUCUGGACACCCGGAACAUACCCUCCCACAUAGGCGAAGGGAAUAUUGAGGCCGAGCUCAAGAAGUGUCUGCUGGAGAUCGAGCACGCCAAUCGGGAGCCGCUGGUGAGGCACCUGCCGCUGGUCCUGGACAAGCUAAUUGAGCUGCUGGUGAUGACCCACAAGGUGGGGGGACAGGCCAUGUCCCUGGGGUCGACUGUUUUUGAGGUGCUGGGUCUGGUGUCGUCGCUGCUGUCGAUCCUGAACGACGAUCUCAUGGUGGACCAGUACGGACGGCAGAGCCUGCUGUCCACCUACGUGCAAUUCCAGUGCAAGAUCCCGCACCCGUGCCACGGCAAACAGCGGCUGACUUCGAGUCGCAGCAACACCGAGGAGCUGCAGCUCAGCGAAACCUACAGCCUCUACGACAACGUGGCGAACGGAGGCCGCAGCUUGGAGAGAAAAGAUCUCUCCAUGGACGUCAUCCACGCGAUCGUGGGACGCGACGCUCCGGUGCGGCUGCUGCACGAGGAACUGGCUCUGCACUGGGUGGUUGCCAGCGGAAAGGCGGCCGACUUGGCCAUGUCGAACUCCUGGUUCCUCUUCGAGCUCAUUGUCAAGUCCAUGAUCGAACACCUGCACAGCUCGAACACUCUGAAUGGACCCCGGAAACACCGCUUUCCCCACCAGUUCAACGACGACCUGAGCACCCUGGUCCACUUGGUCACCACAAAGGUGGUCGGCUAUCACAGCAACGAGCCCAAGUUGGCGCAGUCCCUGAACAGCAGCUUGGGCUUCUUCAUAUUCGACAUACUGAGCGUCAUGGACCGGGGAUUUGUGUUCGGGCUGAUCAAAACGUACACCAAGGUGCUCAUUUCCAAGAACGCGUCCAUCCCCGACCUGAUGAACUACAAGAUAGACUUCCUGAGGAUCGUGUGCAGUCACGAGCACUUCGUAGCCCUGAACCUGCCCUUCGGAACCUCCUACACGUUCACAAUGGUGUCGGCGCCCUGCAGCCCCACGCCCAGCACCACAUCCAGCAACAGUCAGACCUCCUGUGGAUCCCUCGAGCGAGCGCUCCACGCCGAUCUAAGUCAGGAAUUCCUGCAGCAACACUUCCUGGUCGGACUCGUCCUAAGCGACCUGGCUGCGGUGAUGGAGGUUCCCAACCCACAGCUUCACGGCAAGGCGAUUCGCUGCAUCCGCAACCUGAUGACAUCGCACGACCUGGACCCCAGAUACAGCGACGCAGAGGCCCGUUCAAGAGUGGCGGCUCUCUACAUCCCACUGCUGUCUAUCGUGAUGGACAGCAUUCCGCAGCUGCACCAACACGUUUUGGAGCAGGACCGACUCCAGCAGAUCGGUCAGCUGGAGGACUACCAAGGCCCGCACCAAUCGAUUACCACAAGCACCAUAAGCCCGGAAGUGGCCUUCGCCAUAUCCGGAAGUCGGCCCUACUCCUAUCUGAACGACCAGGUGAAGAACAAGUCGCCCUUCAGCUCGGAGAACACCCGCCACUUGCUGGUGUGCUUCCUGUGGACGCUGAAGAACCUCGAGAGGAGUGUGCUGUACCGCUGGCUGCUGGGCCUGAGCCCGCACCGGGUGCACCAGAUGCUCCAGGUCGUCAAUGUUUGCCUGAAGACCUUCGAGUACACAGGCCAGAAGCAUGUUCCCACGCUCAAGCGGACCAACACACAGAGUUUCAGAAAGAAUGUGUCCGGCGACGUCAAGGAGAAGCUGGAGGAGUGCAUACGGGGCACAAAUUCUGCCCGAUACGACUUGAUAAACCGCCGCAAGGACCGAAACUCCACGGAGAAAUUCCGCUGGCGGAAGGACCAGAUGCCGUACAGGUCGCAGUACGCCGACUGUGGAGAAAAGUCCGGCCAUGAGCUCGAGCUGAGCCACUUCAUCGAGGGCUCGCUGGCCACAGAGGUGGCCCUGGUGCUCCUCGACACCCUGGAAAUAAUCGUUCAUGUGGCGGCCAACCUCCACCACAACCUGCUGGGCACUGUGCUGAAGGUGCUGCUGCACGCCCUGUCCCGCAACCAGUCGACGCUGGCCUUGCAGAACCUAUUCGCCUCCCAACGGGCAUUGAUUUUCAAAUUUCCGAAUCUCCUGUUCGACGAUGAAACGGACAUAUGUGCGGAUCUGUGCCUGAUUCUGCUGAAGCACUGUGGGUCCCUUCUGCCGGGCAUUCGCUCGCAGGCAGCGGCCUCCCUCUACCUGCUGAUGAGGCAGAACUUUGAAAUCGGAAACAACUUCGCCCGAGUGAAGAUGCAGGUGACCAUGUCCCUGAGCUCCCUGGUUGGUACCAGCUCUGUGUUCAGUGAGCAGUCGCUGAGGCGAGCGCUGAAGACAGUCUUGGUGUACGCCGAGUCCGACACGGACCUUCAGGAAACAUCCUUCCCCGAGCAAGUCCAGGACCUGCUGUUUAACCUGCACAUGAUUCUCUCCGACACUGUCAAGAUGAAGGAGUACCAGGAGGAUCCGGAAAUGCUUCUGGAUCUCAUGAACCGCAUCGCCAAGGGCUACCAGAACAAUCCGGACCUGCGGCUGACCUGGCUGGAGAACAUGGCCAAGAAGCACCGGGAACGUGCCAACCACACUGAGGCGGCCAUGUGCUAUGUCCAUGCCGCCGCCUUGGUUUCCGAGUAUCUUAGUAUGCUGGAGUCGCAGACCCACCUGCCAGUCGGAGCUGUAAGCUUCCAGCGCAUCUCGCCGAACACCCUGAUGGAGUCGGCCGUGUCGGACGACGUGCUGAGUCCUGGCGAGGACGGUAUCUGCCUCGGAAACCACUUCACCGAGACCGGCCUGAAGGCUCUGCUCGAAGAGGCUUCGAACUCAUUCCAGGUGGCUGGCAUGUACGAGGCCAUGAACGAGGUCUACAAGAUACUGAUCCCCAUCUGCGAGGCCAACCGGGACUUCCAAAAGCUGAGCAAGGUGCACGGAAAACUUCAGGAGGCCUUCAACCGCAUCGCCCAGUUGCAAGGCAAGCGAGUGUUCGGAACCUACUUCCGGGUCGGCUUCUAUGGAACGAAGUUCGGGGACCUGGACCAGCAGGAGUUCAUCUACAAAGAGCCAACUCUAACCAAACUCCCAGAGAUAUUCAGCCGACUUCAGAACUUCUACACCGAACGCUUCGGGCCCGACUCUGUGCAUAUCAUAAAGGACUCCAACACCGUCGACGUGAGCUCCCUGGAUCCGGAUAAGGCCUACAUUCAAAUCACAUACGUGGAGCCCUACUUUGAAACCUACGAAAUGCGGCAUCGGGAAACCUACUUUGAGCGGAACUUCAACAUAAAGCGCUUCAUCUAUGCCACACCCUUCACGAAGACUGGCAAGGCACAUGGCGAGCUCCACGAGCAGUGCAAACGGAAAACCAUACUGACCACGGCCAACCACUUCCCGUAUGUGAAGACCAGGAUUAUGGUGAUCAGCCGACAGCAAAUAGUCCUGGAGCCUAUUGAGGUUGCCAUUGAGGACAUUCAAAAGAAGACCGUGGAGCUGGCUGCUGCGACUAACCAAGAGCCUGCAGACCCGAAAAUCCUGCAAAUGGUCCUGCAGGGAUGCAUCGGCACCACCGUCAACCAGGGGCCCAUGGAGGUGGCCAGCGUGUUCCUCUCGAACCUGUCCGACGGCACCACAGUUCCGACAAAGCAUCAAAACAAACUGCGCCUGUGCUUCCGCGAGUUCUCCAAACGCUGCGCCGACGCCCUCAAGAAGAACCGAAACCUAAUACUGUCGGACCAGAAGGACUACCAGCGGGAACUAGAGCGCAACAAUGAUCGCUUCAUCGAGCGCCUUACUCCAUUUAUCACCCUGACACGGGUUCAAAAUCAUGGCGUAGUAAAAGCCAAUGCCAACAACAACAAGAGCACUCCCUUAAAAUGGUAA
This is a messenger RNA of Drosophila bipectinata, 6318 nucleotides long. It is a transcript of the gene Zir, whose product is annotated as dedicator of cytokinesis. The record is from RefSeq and is a predicted model, not a curated record. Gene Ontology annotation, molecular function: guanyl-nucleotide exchange factor activity. Gene Ontology annotation, biological process: positive regulation of GTPase activity; small GTPase-mediated signal transduction. Lineage: Eukaryota; Metazoa; Arthropoda; Insecta; Diptera; Drosophilidae.